This is a messenger RNA of Linepithema humile (Argentine ant), 2563 nucleotides long. NCBI's taxonomy places the organism in Eukaryota, Metazoa, Arthropoda, Insecta, Hymenoptera, Formicidae. The record is from RefSeq and is a predicted model, not a curated record.
UCGAGUACGCGUGUAUACUACUCUACGCACAGUUGUUUCCCGUACGCAUAACUUCCGUCUCGCGUGCGAACGUUCCGUAUUUAUUUUAGUAUUCCGUGAAAGAUGGGUGAACCAUCAGGAUUGACUAAUAGUGAAGCCCGUGAGCUUUGCAAGGCUCCGGAUCCUGCGACAAAUGGAUUCAUCAUGCAACAGACAAUGUAUCGUAUCAAGGACCCAAGAAAAUCUUUGCCAUUUUACACUGAAGUGCUCGGUAUGACUCUGCUGCAGAAGCUUGAUUUUCCAGAAAUGAAGUUCUCUUUGUAUUUUCUUGGAUAUGAGAAUCAGAAGGAUAUACCAACUGAUAGGAGAGAAAGCAUUGAGUGGACAUUCAGUAGAAAAGCAACUAUAGAGCUAACUCACAAUUGGGGAACGGAAACAGAUCCAGAUGCAAAAUAUCACAGUGGAAACUCAGAUCCUAGAGGAUUUGGUCACAUUGGAAUAGCAGUACCUGAUGUAGAAAAAGCAUGUGAAAGGUUUGAGAAGUUAAAUGUGGAAUUUGUAAAGAAACCAAAUGAUGGAAAAAUGAAGGGACUUGCUUUUAUUAAGGAUCCUGAUGGUUAUUGGAUCGAAAUUCUGAACGGGGGAAACAUUUCAAAUACAAUGUUAAGUAUGGUAGAAGAUAAAAAAUAUGAAAUUGCAAGCCGUAUCGAGUGUGAUGGAUACCGGGGUACAUUGAAAUACGUUGGACCCGUUGGAAACACGAAGGGAGAGUGGCUGGGCAUCGAUUGGGACGAUUCAACUCGUGGCAAACAUAAUGGCACAUAUGAAGGAGUAGAAUAUUUUCAAGCAAGACAUUCCACAUCAGGUUCUUUUAUACGACCAGGCAAAGCCAAGUUUGGGAUAUCUUGCCCACAAGCCAUCAAAAUGCGCUAUGGGCUGGUUGAUGAUGAAUUAGCAGGCAUAGACAGGGAUGAGGUGACAAGUUUAAAAAAGGAAAUUAACGCACCAUUUUUAGAGCUUGUUGGUUUCUCCAAAGUAAAUAAGAAGCAAAGUAAAUUUGAUCAGUUGAAGAUAGUAUGGCUGAGAGAACAGUGUGUAAGCAAUGCAGGCAAACCAGGAGAAUUGAAAGAAUUGUGCCCAAAUUUGGAAGAAUUAGAUAUAUCUAGAAAUUUAAUGAAUUCAUGGAAAAUUAUAGUGGAUAUAUGUUCUCAGCUUCAUUCUCUUGUACGCCUUAAUGUUAGUGAGAAUCAUUUGCCCAUUGAAGAAGAUGUGGCAGCAUUGAAAGACUCAUUUCCGACAGUUAAGCACUUAACCAUAGCUAGGAUGAAUUAUUACUGGUCUGAUAUUCAGCAAUGUAUAUUUAUGUUUUCAUCGGUUGAAGAACUAUCAGUCUCUUUUAAUAUUGUUACAACUAUAGACUACCUACCGGCAAAUAGCAAUUUAAUGAAAAUGGUUACACUAAUACUCGAAGGAAAUUUAAUAUCAAGUUGGGAUGAAAUACUUAAAUUAGGUUCUCUUCCAUGCUUAGAAUAUCUUAAUUUGAAUUCAAAUAAAAUAGACAGAAUUAGAUUUCCAUCUUCGACCGUAAUUGACAAGAAGACUGCACUUUUUCCUACUUUACGUCAACUGCACAUCUCGGAAAACCACAUAUCAGAGUGGCAAUCAAUUAGCGAACUGGAUAAACUAUCGAAUUUAGAAGACUUAAAAUUCAGAGAAAAUCCCAUUUUGAAGAAUGAGACUGCAGAGACUGCUCGACAAUUGAUAAUCGCAAGAAUAGCGAAAUUAAAGAUUUUAAAUAGCACAGAGAUACCUCACGACGAAAGGAGAGGUGCUGAAUAUGAUUAUUUAAAAUUGUAUUUACCAAAAUGGCUAGAAACUGAAAGUAAUUCAGAGAGAAGAACGUUAUUUACGAAUGAACAUCCACGAUAUUCCAUCCUAGUCGACAAAUAUGGAACUGCAGGUAUUCCCUCGGCUAAACCAAAAGUAGAAAUGAUUUCCAACGUGAUUACGGUGGAAUUUGUAUGUCCGGAUGAUCCGCGUCAGCCUCGAGGGGUUAAAAGGAAGUUACUUAAAGACAUGGAGGUCCAAAAAAUGAUAGGACUUGCUCAGAGACUUUUCAAGACCGGUGGAAAAAUACCUGCUCUUUCGUUUAUUCCGCGGAAUUUAUCGAACGAUGAAAUUUCGUUGGACAAACCGCUGCAAGAGCUUAGUUAUUAUUCAAUACAAGACGGUGAUCAAGUUCUCGUGAGAUGGUGAUAUCAAAUUAAUUAUUUAUAGAUACGACUGUAUUUUCUACGCUGUUAAAGUCUGCUCCAUGAUAUUUUGUUAUUAAACUUUUUUUAAUUGCAUAGCAUCUCCUUAAUGAGUUAAUCUUGCUAACAAAUUGUGGCAAUCGUCGAGGUAAGCCAAAUGAGAAAGGUGCUUGCCGUUAUUGUAAAAAGUAUUUGUUAUAUAUUUUACAUUCCUUAUGAUACAGUUGCAAUUGCAAAAGUACAAAUUACAAAUAGGCGUUUGUACAACAAACAACAUGAUAUAUAUUUUCUGUAGUCAUCUUGCCUGUGAAGUAAAAGUAAGUAAAAGUGGA